AUGGCCGACCUCCACAACACCCCCAUCGUCAUCGACAACGGCAGCGGCACCAUUCGCGCCGGAUACGCCGGCGAGGACCUGCCCAAAUGCUUCUUCCCCUCCUUUGUCGGCCGGCCGAAACACACGCGGGUGCUCGCGGGUGGGUUGGAGGGUGAUACGUUUAUUGGGAAUAGGGCCCAAGAGUUGAGGGGGUUGUUGAAGAUUCGGUAUCCGUUGGAGCAUGGUGUGGUGACGGAUUGGGAUGAUAUGGAGAGGAUUUGGCAAUAUAUCUAUACGGAUGAGUUGAAGACGUUGAGUGAGGAGCACCCCGUAUUACUGACGGAAGCCCCCCUCAACCCCCGCCAGAACCGCGACACUGCCGCCCAGAUCCUCUUCGAGACGUUCAACGUGCCCGCUCUCUACACCUCCAUCCAAGCCGUCCUUUCCCUCUACGCCUCAGGCCGAACCACAGGCGUGGUCCUCGAUGCAGGCGAUGGCGUCUCCCAUGCUGUGCCCGUGUACGAAGGCUUUGCGAUCCCUAGCAGCAUCCGCCGCAUCGACGUCGCUGGACGGGACGUGACAGAGAACUUGCAGCAGCUGCUGCGCAAAGGAGGCAGCGUCUUCCACACCAGCGCUGAGAAGGAGAUCGUGAAGCAGGUCAAGGAGAAGACAUGCUACGUCGCGCUGGAUCCGAAGAAGGAAGAGAAGGAAUGGAUCAAUGCUGGAUCGCGAGGGAAUGAGAACAAGACGGUGGUGUAUGACCUACCUGAUGGCCAGAAACUGAAGGUCGGCAUUGAGCGGUUCAGAGCGCCAGAGAUCCUCUUCGACCCUGAGCUCAUUGGUCUCGAAUGGCCGGGUCUGCAUCAAAUCGUCGUCGACGCUAUCGGACGGACAGACAUGGACCUGCGCAAGGCGCUGUUCGGCAACAUCGUGCUGUCUGGUGGUUCGACAAUGAUCAAAGGCUUUGGCGACAGAUUACUGCAUGAAGUGCAACGACUGGCGGUCAAGGACAUGCGUAUCAAGAUUUUCGCGCCGCCGGAGAGAUUGUACAGUACCUGGAUCGGCGGCAGUAUUCUAGCGGGCUUGAGCACGUUCCGGAAGAUGUAUGUGACGAUUGAUGAUUGGCAUGAGAAUCCAGAGAUCAUCCACCAGAAGUUUGCGUGA
Messenger RNA from Saxophila tyrrhenica, 1143 nucleotides. It is a transcript of the gene ARP1, whose product is annotated as centractin- actin- protein of the dynactin complex. Bases 1 to 1143 code for a protein of 380 amino acids. The record is from RefSeq and is a predicted model, not a curated record. NCBI's taxonomy places the organism in Eukaryota, Fungi, Ascomycota, Dothideomycetes, Mycosphaerellales, Extremaceae. The transcript is spliced from 3 exons.